GGGUGAAGCGGAAGCGCUUCAAACCGGGAUGUUGCGGGCCGUAGCGCGUGGGCGGCCGUGGGGCCUUUGGCGCGCGCGGGGUCUCUGGCGGUGGGUCAGGACCUGCGGGUCGCCUCCGCCGGUGUUGAAGCCUCCUGUGUGCACACUUUCUCCUCAGCACUUGGGACGACCUAAUUUCACUGUUAGGAACGGUUGAUCCCGAACACAGGAGGGAGGGUAAAUAUCGUAAAACAUGUUGGACGCUAGCUGUGUGCACGCCCCCUGGGAGCCAAAAGGGCGAAGUAAAACAUGCACACGACCGUAAUGAGAUUCUGAGUAAGUUGUAUAUCAUUAGAGAGGGGACAAAAUAAUAGGGUCUUGGCAAAGUCUUAUGAAGAAGCUGCGCCUGCCUAGAAAGAUAGAUGGGACUGUGCUGUUUUCGCUUUCAGUUCAGUGAUGGGGAGCCGUGUUUGGCAGUGCAGAGGUAGCGAAGUGUCCCAAGAACAUGGAAGACUGAAUCUCGCUCUGUUGCCCAGCUCAUCUCGGCCCACUGAAACCUCCACCUCCCGGGUUCAAGCGAUUCUCCUGCCUCAGCCUCCCGAGUAGCUGAGAUUACAGGCGCCCGCCACCACACCCAGCAUGCUGAUCCCAUUUUCAAUGAAGAAUUGCUUCCAGUUACUUUGUAACUGCCAGGUCCCAGCAGCUGGCUUUAAAAAAACAGUAAAAAAUGGGCUCAUUUUACAGUCAGUUUCCAAUGAUGUCUAUCAAAAUCUGGCUGUGGAAGACUGGAUCCAUGACCAUAUGAAUCUAGAAGGCAAACCAAUUCUAUUCUUUUGGCGGAAUUCUCCCUCUGUUGUAAUUGGUAGGCAUCAAAAUCCUUGGCAGGAAUGUAACCUGAAUCUAAUGAGAGGAGAAGGUAUAAAACUGGCUCGGAGAAGAAGUGGAGGAGGAACAGUCUACCAUGAUAUGGGUAAUAUCAAUUUGACUUUCUUUACAACCAAAAAAAAGUAUGAUAGAAUGGAAAAUCUGAAAUUAAUUGUGAGAGCUCUGAAUGCUGUCCAACCCCAGCUGGAUGUGCAGGCUACCAAAAGAUUUGACCUUUUACUUGAUGGACAGUUUAAAAUCUCAGGAACAGCUUCUAAGAUCGGCCGGACUACUGCCUAUCACCAUUGCACUUUAUUAUGUAGUACUGAUGGGACGUUCUUGUCUUCUUUGCUAAAGAGCCCUUACCAAGGGAUCAGGAGCAAUGCCACUGCUAGCAUACCUUCCUUAGUGAAAAAUCUUUUGGAAAAGGAUCCCACUCUGACCUGUGAAGUACUAAUGAAUGCUGUCGCUACAGAGUAUGCUGCUUAUCAUCAAAUUGAUAAUCACAUUCACCUAAUAAACCCAAUGGAUGAGACACUGUUUCCUGGAAUAAAUAGCAAAGCCAAAGAACUGCAAACUUGGGAGUGGAUAUAUGGCAAAACUCCAAAGUUUAGUAUAAAUACUUCCUUUCAUGUGUUAUAUGAACAGUCACACUUGGAAAUUAAAGUAUUCAUAGACAUAAAGAAUGGAAGAAUUGAAAUUUGUAAUAUUGAAGCACCUGAUCAUUGGUUGCCAUUGGAAAUACGUGACAAAUUAAAUUCAAGUCUUAUUGGCAGUAAGUUUUGCCCAACUGAAACUACCAUGCUAACAAAUAUAUUACUUAGAACAUGUCCACAAGACCACAAACUAAACAGUAAAUGGAAUAUUCUCUGUGAAAAAAUUAAGGGAAUAAUGUGAUUCCAAGUAAAUGUCUUAAUACAGUUUCAAUUAGAAAAUAAAAUGUCUCAUACUUGCACAUUGUAUGUCAAAAAAACCUAGUCUCUUUCAGUAACUUC
This is a messenger RNA of Pan troglodytes (chimpanzee), 1838 nucleotides long. RefSeq names its product lipoyltransferase 1 (gene LIPT1). The coding region runs from base 619 to 1740 and encodes 373 amino acids. The transcript is spliced from 3 exons. Gene Ontology annotation, biological process: protein lipoylation. Lineage: Eukaryota; Metazoa; Chordata; Mammalia; Primates; Hominidae. The record is from RefSeq and is a predicted model, not a curated record. Gene Ontology annotation, cellular component: cytoplasm; mitochondrion. Gene Ontology annotation, molecular function: lipoyltransferase activity.